AUGAAGAGGAGAGUGGGGACUUCGUCGUCAGACCACGACCUCUCUCAGGGCGGAAGUGACGAAAUCUCCGCAAUCCUCCACUAUAUCAAAGUCCGCGAGAGCUGCAUUGGGACACACAUGAGUCCAAAGGUGCAACCUAAUGAGACAUCUCCACCUGCGAGCUGCGCACCCCCAUCAAGAACACCGCCAUCUCAGGCCUCAUCCAAGCAAGCAACAUCACCACCAGUGGCUGCAGCAUCAGUGCCUCCACCCCAGGCAUCGAGUAACCCUGAACAGGCCCCAGCCCAGCAAGCAACAUCACCACCAGUGGCUGCAGCAUCAGUGCCUCCACCCCAGGCAUCGAGUGACCCUGAACAGGCCCCAGCCCAGCAAGCAACAUCGCCACCAGUGGCUGAAGCAUCAGUGCCUCCACCCCAGGCAUCGAGUAACCCUGAACAGGCCCCACCCCAGCAAGCAACAUCACCACCAGUGGCUGCAGCAUCAGUGCCUCCACCCCAGGCAUCGAGUAGCCCUGAACAGGCCCCACCCCAGCAAGCAACAUCACCACCAGUGUCUGCAGCAUCAGUGCCUCCAACCCAGGCAUCGAGUAACCCUGAACAGGCCCCACCCCAGCAAGCAACAUCACAACUAGUGGCUGCAGCAUCAGUGCCUCCUACCCUGGCAUCGGAUAACCCUGUACCGGAGCCGCCCCAGCAUGGCUUUCCAGCACAGCUACAAGAGUGGAUUCGAUGA
Molecule: messenger RNA, 732 nt
Organism: Lytechinus variegatus (green sea urchin)
Lineage: Eukaryota; Metazoa; Echinodermata; Echinoidea; Temnopleuroida; Toxopneustidae
Product: classical arabinogalactan protein 9-like
Exons: 3
Coding region: 1-732 (243 amino acids)
Source: RefSeq, a predicted model, not a curated record